Suillus subalutaceus is the source of this 1620-nucleotide messenger RNA. RefSeq lists its product as uncharacterized. Gene Ontology annotation, molecular function: protein binding. The record is from RefSeq and is a predicted model, not a curated record. NCBI's taxonomy places the organism in Eukaryota, Fungi, Basidiomycota, Agaricomycetes, Boletales, Suillaceae. The coding region runs from base 1 to 1620 and encodes 539 amino acids. The transcript has 7 exons.
AUGCCUAGCUCACUUUUCCCAGAUCAGAUUCGCCCCAACCCGAUCCAGUACUUACCUACUACUCGGAACUCCAAUUUGCGCAUGAGGAUGUUGGAGGAAGAAGUCAGGAUGUUGAAGGAAAAGCUCUCCCGUCGCUACCAUUCGCCGCCUCCACAAACGCAAGUUUCGACUGUCAUCCACAUAAAGGAUGGCCUAGUAGUGGCGAGCAAAAUCAUCCUUCCACAGAUUCCACAGAUGUGGAUGGCCGGUGUCUCACCUAAGACCCGCUAUGAGAAACUACAAUGGCAAGGUGUUUGUUGUGGACCUGUGGGUCGCGACGGUUGGCCGAACGCUAGUCUUCCUACUUCCAAUCUUCAUCUCCAACAUCUCAACUUCCUUCGCGUUAAUAUGCAAACAUUCAACUCAAACGCCGAUUCAUCAGCAGUCCCAGGUACCCUGCAGAACAUUUCAAGCAAGGUCUCGGGCCAAAACGGCGUCAGCUAUCGUCGCCGGCAACUCGUCGAAGAGAAGGUCAAGAUUGUGCUGUCCAAAAAUUCGGCUAUCUGGCGCCUCCCCACGGAAAUCCUCGCCCAAAUCUUCCUUUAUUGCAUACCAGAAGACGGAAACUGCACGCCCGCACCAUAUCUGGCCCCCGUUCUGUUGACCACAGUAUGUCGACGAUGGAGGGAGGUUGCUCUGGACAUGCCAAGUCUAUGGUGCAGACUCCGAUUGGAAGUCGGGAACGGUGACUGGCAACAGAGAGCUUUCUGCUACGAUUCCUACCUCAAGCGAUCACGAGGACGUCAACUCUCAUUGACGCUCGAGGGUCAUGAUACCGACUGGACAGAGCUGCGAAGCCUGCUCCAGCCAUACAUUGAUCAAAUAUCGUCUCUGUCUGUUGGCUUUUUCUCCAAUUGCGGUUCUUUGGCGCUGACGGACUUCCGCGGACUCGAGGAGCUGGUUAUAUACAAUGACGCCGAUUACAAUCUUGUACUAGCCGUCGUUCGCUCUAUCGCGCAAUUGCCGCUUAAUACGCGCAGUCUCAAGUUAAUGGACCUGUGGCCUGACUUCGAGUUGUUAUCUGACUUCAAUCCUCUCGCAUGGCCCAGUCUCACAAAUCUUGAGAUCGCGGUAGACGAACUAGAUUGCAUCCCCUAUUUGCUCCGUCUAUGCCCCAACCUCUUGUCCUUGACGGUGGUUGGACUAUUUGCGGUCGAGGCCGAGGAACUAUUCAGGCACGACAAACUUCAAUCCUUGCGCGUAUCCGGGGAUUUGUAUUUGGACUGGGUCGGAACUCUUGGACUAUUCGAUGCUAUCAUACUCCCCAGUCUACGCGCGCUCGAAGUUCGCAAUUCGGGACAAUGGCCUCAUGAAGACCUCAAGACGUUUUUGACACGGUCACGGUGUCCCCUGGAGAGCUUGAUCUUCGGCAAUGGAAGUACUGAUAACAGAACAGCAGGAAGCAGAAUAUGCUACCCUUCUUCCUUCUCUCGAAUUAGUAGUAGACCCUAUGCGUUCAGGGUUUUACUUUUAACUUGGACAGACAGUUGUUACUAUGUACAUAUUUCACGAAAUUACAGGCAUAUCUGCAGACGUCGAGGGCAUACAGCCCUCCUUUCUCCAAAACCGACUGUCAUAUAA